Molecule: messenger RNA, 2026 nt
Organism: Camelina sativa (false flax)
Lineage: Eukaryota; Viridiplantae; Streptophyta; Magnoliopsida; Brassicales; Brassicaceae
Product: plant intracellular Ras-group-related LRR protein 5-like
Cellular component (GO): cytoplasm
Molecular function (GO): protein binding
Source: RefSeq, a predicted model, not a curated record
AAAGAGAACAAACAAGAUAUGGAAACAUGAAUCUCUCUGUUUCUUCUUCAUAAAAAAUCAAAAUCUCAAAAUCUUUUUUAGAAAUGAUGAUGGAGAAACGUUUGGAUUCAAAGGACAAGGUUGUGGAAGAGAUCAUGAGGAUUCACAGAUCUCUUCCAUCUAGACCAGAUAUCGAAGACGUUGAGACCGCUACUUCUCUGAUUCAAAACGUUGACAAAGAGGAUCGUAAUCGCUUGGACGCCAUUGAUGAACAAACCUCCUCCUCCUCUUCUUCUGGUGUUCCUAAGGAGCUUUUCGACGUGUUGAAGGAGAUGAGGAGAUGUCUUGUUCGUUUCCAGAGCGUUGAACAGAGAAGAGAAGCCAACAAAAUCCUCGAUCUGGAAUCUAUACACGUUGUGUUCGACGAUUUGAUUCAGAGAGCUUCGCAUUGCAUUGCUUCGCCUAACGGCACCACCACCACCACCACCUCUGUGCCUCGCUCUGUUCCUUCUGAUCAGAGUCCUGUCAAGUCAAAGGACAUGUUAACACGUGAUGAUGACACGUCUGUGAAGAAAGGCAUAUCUUCGUUUUACAGUGAUGGGUUGUUAGCUCCUCGGAAGCCUCAGGUUUUGGAUCCAACACUUCAGGCUAAGAACGUCACAGGCCAUGAUAAGGAAAAGUUGAGUCUCAUAAAACUUGCUAGUUUGAUUGAAGUGUCAGCUAAGAAAGCUACUCAGGGGCUAAAUCUGCAGCACAAGCUGAUGGAUCAGCUUGAAUGGCUUCCGGAUUCUAUAGGCAAGUUAUCGAGUCUGGUUAGGCUAGAUUUGUCUGAGAAUUGCAUCAUGGUACUACCGACAACCAUAGGAGGGCUUUUGUCUUUGACGAAGCUUGAUUUGCAUUCUAAUAGAAUUGGUCAGCUCCCUGAGUCUAUAGGAGAUUUGCUUAACUUGGUCAACCUGAAUCUUAGCGGAAACCAACUAUCAUCUCUUCCAUCAGCAUUUAGUAAAUUGAUACAUCUCGAGGAACUUGAUUUGAGCUCUAACAGCCUCUCCACACUCCCUGAAUCUAUUGGUUCUCUUGUGAGCCUAAAGAAACUCGAUGUUGAAACAAAUAAUAUCGAAGAGAUUCCACAUAGUAUCUCUGGUUGUUCUUCCCUGAAAGAACUCCGUGCGGAUUACAACAGACUUAAAGCUCUUCCUGAAGCUGUUGGGAAGUUAUCCACCUUAGAGAUUCUGAACGUUCGCUACAACAACAUUCGGCAGCUACCUACAACAAUGUCCUCCAUGGCUAACCUCAAAGAGCUAGAUGUGAGUUUCAACGAGCUUGAGUCAGUACCAGAGAGCUUAUGUUAUGCCAAAACACUUGUUAAGCUUAACAUUGGGAACAAUUUUGCUAACCUAAGAUCGCUCCCAGGGUUGAUAGGCAACCUUGAGAGGCUAGAAGAGCUUGAUAUGAGCAAUAACCAGAUCCGUUUCCUUCCAUAUUCUUUCAAAACGCUUUCACAGCUGCGGGUUCUUAACACACAGCAAAACCCCCUUGAAGAGCUUCCAAGAGAUAUAACCGAAAAGGGCGCACAGGCCGUGGUUCAGUACAUGAAUGAUCUCGUGGAGACAAGAAACACCAAAUCUCAAAGAACUAAGCCGAAAAAGAGCUGGCUUAACAGUAUCUGCUUCUUCUGCAAGUCCACCAACUAGAGAAAACAGAGCAGCAUUGAGAUCCUCUAAACCACUCUUGACACACUCUGACCUUUAAUCUUCAGGUGUAUGUCUGUUACAACCGUUGGCAGGACAGUAGAAUCCCGUUGUGUCCAGACAGUUCACCAUUCAUUCAUUUAUUCACAAUCCAAUGUUCCUUCACAAUGUUUUCAUAUCACUCUUUGUAUACUGGUGCUUUGUUUGUUGUAUCUUGAGGAAAAUGUAAUUCAAAUUGUUAAUCUGUUAAGUGAUUCUAUUCUUGUUUCUCUUGAUGUAACUUUUUACGUUUUGGUUGCAGAACUGAACCUCCAUUCUUGUUUUUUCUUUUUAUGUACCAAAAAUCUUGAAAAUAA